AUGUCCAACGAAGAAACCCAACCACCACGACAAAAAGCCAUCAUCGGCAACCUCAACCACGACUUCUGGAUCUACGACAGCGAAACAGGCUUCGACCUAACCCGUCCUCCACCCCCCUUCACAAACCCACGUCACAGCGCCAUCACAAUCCGCACAACUUCCUCCCCCAUCACAAUCACCCCCUCCAAAACCGCGCUAGUCAUAAUCGAUAUGCAAAACUUCUUCCUUUCGGAGGCCCUUGGUCGUCCUGCCGGCUCAAAAGGUCUGAAAGCUCAGGAGCAUUUACUCAGGUAUGCGGUUCCUGCUGCGAGAAAGGCCGGGGUUCAGGUUGUGUGGUUGAAUUGGGGGUUGAGGGAGGAGGAUCUGGAGAGGAUGCCGCCGGCGACGGUUAGGGCGUUUGGGUUUGGGGUUGUGGGAGUGGAGGAGUUUGAGAGGAUGGUGGUGGGGAAUGAGGUCGACAGUGAUAAUGGUAGGGGUUCUUCUGGUGGAGGGGUGCUGAAUAGAGAUUUAGGCAAGGAUGCGAGGAUAUAUAAAGGUCUUGGACAGGAUCUCGGAACAGUCACUUUGUUGGAUGGGACCGCCAUCUCGGCUGGUAGGAUGUUAAUGGCUGAUCAGUGGAAUGCGCAACUCUCCCCACCACUUCACGAGUCGUAUACCUCGUCUCUCGAGACUUCUCUUCCAGAUAUGAUCAUCGACAAAAAUCGGAUCAGUGGCAUGCAUCUCCCAGCUUCACCAGCUAGUUUGUACUUCCAAGAAAAGGACAUCAAGACGCUGAUCUUUGCAGGCGUGAACACAGAUCAGUGCGUGCUGGGAACGUUGGCGGAUGCGUAUUGUCAGGGUUAUGAUGUGGUUAUGUUGAGGGAUGGAUGUGCGACGACGAGUCCGGUGGGAGCCCAGGAGUGUGUGGAGAACAAUGUUGCGAAGACGAUGGGGUUUCUUAUUGAUUGUCAGUGGUUCGCGGAUGGGGUGGAAGAGUCAUUAGCAGGGAAGGAGACAUAG
This is a messenger RNA of Lithohypha guttulata, 999 nucleotides long. RefSeq lists its product as uncharacterized. The record is from RefSeq and is a predicted model, not a curated record. Lineage: Eukaryota; Fungi; Ascomycota; Eurotiomycetes; Chaetothyriales; Trichomeriaceae. Bases 1 to 999 code for a protein of 332 amino acids. The transcript has a single exon.